Hyaloscypha bicolor E is the source of this 2322-nucleotide messenger RNA. RefSeq lists its product as uncharacterized. NCBI's taxonomy places the organism in Eukaryota, Fungi, Ascomycota, Leotiomycetes, Helotiales, Hyaloscyphaceae. The record is from RefSeq and is a predicted model, not a curated record. Gene Ontology annotation, biological process: DNA-templated transcription; regulation of transcription by RNA polymerase II. Gene Ontology annotation, molecular function: RNA polymerase II cis-regulatory region sequence-specific DNA binding; zinc ion binding; DNA-binding transcription activator activity, RNA polymerase II-specific. Gene Ontology annotation, cellular component: nucleus. The coding region runs from base 1 to 2322 and encodes 773 amino acids. The transcript has 2 exons.
AUGUCCGAACCUCCAGGCUCAACAGCACCACCGCGAAAACGACGCAGACCAGCACUGUCUUGCGAACAAUGUCGGCGCCGAAAGAUCAAAUGUGAUAGGGCCUAUCCAUGUGGUCAGUGUUUGCAGUCCAAAACCGCCUCUUGCAGCUACAGUCCAGACACUGUUCAAACGCUUCGUCACGUGAGCGAAACAGGUCCAGCCUGCCCUCAAACAGUUUUUCAAUCCUUAGCGGGUAUCCCAACCCGACGGCGAGAUAUCCCAGGAGACUCAAGUGCACAUGCGUCUUCAGCUGGAGUAUCGCCGAAUGCCAUUUCGCACUCUGAGGCCACCCACUCCAGCUCAUGGACAUCCCUAAGUGCUCAUGCAUAUGAUGACGAGCCGCCUGACCCUAAAACACUCCUUCUGCGCCUCGAGAAGGUUGAGAAGAAAUUGGCGAGCUCGGGUUCCCAACCCUAUUUCCCCACAUGCGAGUCAUAUAAUCCGAGCCCAUUUUCCAAAGGACUUCGUGGUACGGUAUCGAAAACUCGAUUCUUUGGCCCAACUCAUUGGAUGCACUCUUAUGGAGUAUUCGACAAAGUAGCCCCGAUGCGUAUGGAUGGAGAUGAUCCGAGUCCUACCUUCAGUCACGACCUAGAGGCAUCCGCAAUUGGUCGCCACAUCGUCCAAUUGACAGAAAAAUGCAAGUCGCUAGCAAGAACUGUCAAGUCUGUCCCCUACACACAAUGGCUUGCCAAUCCGAACUUCAGAGGGGCCGUUCCUUCGAGGGCGGUGGCGGAUAUCUUAGUAGACCUUUACUUCAGAACCUCCGAAUCCGUCUAUCGAAUUCUUCAUAUCCCCUCGUUUCGGCAGGAAUACGAACUGUAUUGGCAGAACCCCAAUGCUGCAAGUCCUACUUUUAUCCUUAAACUUCUACUUGCUAUGUCGAUAGGGACCCUUCUUUACCAGGGUCGAGACGCUACGCAUUGGCGAAGUGAAGCAAUGAAGUGGAUAUUUGCAGCACAGGCCUGGCUGUCGUCGCCGUUCGAAAAAGCUAGGUUGCAUACGUCGGCCAUUCAAUUGCAAUGCCUUUUACUUCUAGCUCGCCAGGAUCAUUCAGUUGCCGGUGACCUCGUCUGGAUUUCAGCUGGAUCUCUUCUUCGAACUGCGUUGCAGAUGGGUUACCAUAGGGACCCAAAGGUUCUCCCGAAAAUGUCAGCUCUGCAAGCAGAAACACGUAGGAGGUUAUGGGCUACAAUCUUGGAGAUCAAUCUUCAGUCCGCGCUUGACUCGGGCAUGCCUUUGCUUCUCUCUAUCGACGACUUUGAUACGGAGCCUCCAGCCAACAUUGACGAUGCCGACAUGAGCGAAAGCACAGUUGGCCCAGUAAUCGCGAAGCCAAGUACUAUUUUUACCCAGACUUCCAUCCAAAUUGCGCUCCUCAAAUCAUUUCCACUUCGCCUAGAGGUCGUUCGAUUUGCAAACAAUCUCCGGGGUGAACCGUCGUACGAUGACGUUCUUCGCGUCGGGUCCUCCCUGUCGAAAGCGCUCAAGGAAAACACUUCCUUUAUUUCCAGAGUUAAUCAAUCACGAGAACCGUCAGCGAGAGUUUCACAGCUUCAGCAAAACUUAUUCGAUCUCUCUAUUAGACGUUUCCUAUUGCUAGUCCACCGCCCUUUUGCCGCCAAGGGACUAAAGGAUCCCCAUUAUUACUUCUCGCGGAAAAUGUGUCUGGAAACCGCCGUCACGAUGCUAAAAUACCCUUGUUCGGAUUAUCCACCCCCAGGAAUGGUCAGUGACGGUACGCGGGACGAUUAUGCUCAACUCAAAACGAUAAGUGGUGGCUUCUUCAAAAGCAUAAUGGUUCACGUCUCAAUGGUAAUCUUCUCAGAACUUUGGUCCCAAAUUGAAGAAGAUAUCACAUUCUCUGAGCAGGGAAAAGCCAGUCGAGAACAUCUCAAGCAAUGCCUGCGAGAAGUCACCACUUUAUCCGCCAAUCGAAUCGCCGAGGUUGAGAACAAUAUCAAAGGGAAUUUGUUCAUGUCCCUCCUUAUGGCUCAAAUUGACGCUAUGGAGGAAGGAAUUGAUCCCGGGGCAAGCGCCUUAGAUACCGCUACGAAGAGUGCAGACAUGUGCUAUGACUUGUUAGUUGCGAGAUAUUCGAACAUGAAUGACUCAAUACCUCCAGUGGACAAUGGCAAUGGCACGAAUGAUACAAUGGGAUUUUGUGGUGGGCAAGAUUUCAGCAUGGACUUUGCGAUGCAGGACUGGACAUUGGACCCGGAGAGUAAUCAGGAGACUUGGUUCAAGUCGGGAUUUGAAGAUGGCGCCUGGUGGCACUGCUGA